Molecule: messenger RNA, 1962 nt
Organism: Ochotona curzoniae (black-lipped pika)
Lineage: Eukaryota; Metazoa; Chordata; Mammalia; Lagomorpha; Ochotonidae
Product: beta-galactosidase-1-like protein 2
Exons: 20
Coding region: 1-1962 (653 amino acids)
Biological process (GO): carbohydrate metabolic process
Cellular component (GO): vacuole
Molecular function (GO): beta-galactosidase activity
Source: RefSeq, a predicted model, not a curated record
AUGUUCACGUGGAGCCCGCGGCGGAAGCCGGGCCGCAAAGUUGGAUUUCUGCUGCUGGUUGUCCUGAGCUUCCUGGUGCUGCGCAGAUACCUACGCCGUGAGUCCAUCAGCUGUGACCGGGAGGGGACUCGCAGGUUGGAAUGGAGGACUCUGAUCCCACUGUGGCUUCGACAUCGUCAGUUAGGACUCACUGCCGGAGUCCAGAACUUCAUGCUGGAAGACUCGACCUUCUGGAUUUUCGGGGGCUCUGUACACUAUUUCCGGGUGCCCAGGGAAUACUGGAGGGAUCGCUUGCUCAAGAUGAAGGCCUGUGGCCUGAAUACUCUCACCACCUAUGUUCCCUGGAACCUCCACGAGCCAGAAAGAGGCAAAUUUGACUUCUCUGGGAACCUGGAUCUGGAGGCCUUUGUGCUGAUGGCGGCAGAGAUCGGGCUGUGGGUGAUUCUGCGUCCAGGCCCUUACAUCUGCAGUGAGAUUGACCUUGGGGGCUUGCCCAGCUGGCUACUCCAAGACCCUGGCAUGCAGCUGAGAACCACUUACAAGGGCUUCACCGAAGCAGUGGACCUUUACUUCGAUCACCUGAUGUCUAGAGUGGUGCCACUCCAGUACAAACAUGGGGGACCCAUCAUUGCUGUGCAGGUGGAAAAUGAGUAUGGCUCCUAUAACAAAGACCCUGCCUACAUGCCUUACAUCAAGAAGGCCUUGGAGGACCGUGGCAUUGUGGAGCUGCUGCUGACUUCAGACAAUAAGGACGGCCUGAGCAAGGGCAUGAUUCCUGGAGUGUUGGCCACCAUCAACCUGCAGUCACACGCAGAGCUGCAGUCACUCACCACCUUUCUCCGAAGUAUGAAGAGAAUGCAGCCCACACUGGUGAUGGAGUACUGGACAGGGUGGUUUGAUUCGUGGGGAGGCCCGCACAAUAUCUUGGAUUCUUCUGAGGUUUUGCAGACGGUGUCUGCCAUCGUUGAUGCUGGCGCCUCCAUCAACCUCUACAUGUUCCACGGAGGCACCAACUUUGGCUUCAUCAAUGGAGCCAUGCAUUUUAAUGAAUACAAGUCUGAUGUCACCAGCUAUGACUAUGAUGCAGUGCUGACAGAGGCCGGAGACUACACGGCCAAGUACUCUAAGCUUCGAGACUUCUUUGGCUCCAUCUUAGGUACCCCUCUGCCUCCUCCACCUGAGCUUCUUCCCAAGAUAUCCUAUGAUCCAAUGAAGCCUUCUUUCUACCUGUCACUGUGGGAUGCCCUACAGUACCUGGAGGUGAGUCCCGUCACAUCUGAAAAGCCCAUCAACAUGGAGAAUAUGCCAGUGAAUGAUGGGAACGGCCAAUCUUUUGGGUAUAUUCUGUAUGAGACCACCAUCACCUCACCUGGCAUCCUCAGGGGUCUUGUGCGAGACCGGGGUCAAGUCUUCUUGGACACAGUAUCCAUAGGAUUCAUGGACUAUAAAACGACGCAGAUUAUUGUCCCCUUGAUCCAGGGCUACACCAUACUGAGGAUCCUGGUGGAGAACCGUGGGCGUGUCAACUACGGGGAUAACAUUGAUGAUCAGCGCAAAGGUGUAAUUGGAAAUCUCUAUCUGGAUGAUUCUCCCCUGAAGAAGUUCAGAAUCUACAGUCUGGAUCUGAAAAAAAGCUUGUUUAGCAGGUUUGCCAUUGACAAGUGGACUUCUGUCCCAGAAGUACCUGUGUUCCCUGCGUUCUUCUUGGGUGCUUUGCUUGUUGGUUCUGCUCCUUUUGACACCUUUCUGAAGCUGGAGGGCUGGGAGAAGGGCGUCGUAUUCAUCAAUGGCAAGAAUCUUGGGCGCUACUGGAACAUUGGACCCCAGAAGACUCUGUACCUUCCAGGUGCCUGGCUGCAAAAAGGAAUCAAUCAGGUCAUCAUUUUUGAGGAGAUGGUGUCGGGCCCAAUGAUCCAGUCAACUGAUAUCCCCCACCUGGGCAGGAACCAGUACAUUCACUGA